AUGAUAACAAAUUGGGUGUAUUUGUGGGCCGGCAUUCUUUACCGCAACCACAUGUGUUGUUUCCGUAACUCAGCGUCAUUUGAACGCAAGAAUUUCACAUAUAUUCUGGUUUGGUUCACCAAGGUAUUCCCCCGACUACUGGAUCUGAUGCCGAGUCCGAGCGCUUUAAUUAAAUCAAAACUUAUUAAAUCCGCUCUUAAGGCGGCAUUAAUUCCCAAAUUGGUUACUAUUUAUGAGACAACCGAUGAUUUAGAGACACGACAAUUGAAUAAUCCAAAAGUUGUAAAACUGGUUCUCAAUGAUAAUUCUGUCAUAAAUGCGUUAUUGAGUCAUUUGAAUGACUCAAAUGUUGACAAUGUCUUCAUUCUGGAGUCACUUCUUCUAAUUCAAUGUCUGGUCUAUUAUUCGCCACAUUUUGAGACCACAUCUCAAGUGUUGGUGACUUUAAUACAGUUAACAACAUUCAGUGAUUCUGUUGUCAUCAAAUCGCGACAAUUGAUGAUCACAUCUAAAGCCGUGAAACAAAUUAUUCAGCUCUGGAUUGACUACAAAAAUGACGACACUAUAGUAAACCCAGCGUUUGGUAUAAUCUUAGGUCUUUUGGCCAGACAUCCAAACUAUAGGAAACAUCUGUUGGGCGAAGAGAUUGAUCUCUUAGAGCACAUCCCAGAUUUGAUCAAAACUAAUGAAUUUAAUAAAAUUAACGCAAUCACUAUUAUUAGAUACUGUGCAAUGCGACCCUUUGAAAAUCAAUUGGAAGAGUUGGCUCCGGCCCUUUGUUCACAACUGGAUUCCGAUGACAACAACUACUUGAAAACAGUAUUGAUAACAAUCAUACACUUCCUAUUCACUGAGUUUAAGACAUAUUUGGCUAAAGAGAAGAAGCGACCGAAUCCGAGACAGGCUUUGGGGCCGUUCGCCGAACUGAUCCGAGACUCGGGUGGUCUGCGGCUAUUGAACCGCAUUAACGACAACCGUAUGACCAAAGAGUCGGAUAACAGCGCUUACAGGUUGUCAGAAGUGGAGCGUACGGUAGAGGAGAUACUGGCGCUGGCCUUCGGUGUGGAGACCCGACCCAUACUGCGUCAGGAGUCAUGGGUGGCUCACACUGUAAUCCACCGUUGGGUACGAGAAGUAACCGAUUCUUACUGUCAGAGCUGUGAAAAAGAGAAGAAGUUAAAAGUGUUGGCCAACACUCCUAUCUUUGAGUGCUCGCACGCGGCUCUUUGCAGAGACUGCGCCACCGCUGCUCUCAUUAAACACUAUAACAACGACCUCAAGACCCCCACCUGUAAGGCAGCCAAUUGUGGUGCG
Molecule: messenger RNA, 1314 nt
Organism: Medioppia subpectinata
Lineage: Eukaryota; Metazoa; Arthropoda; Arachnida; Sarcoptiformes; Oppiidae
Source: the annotation of a GenBank genome assembly